UUAAGAAAAACAUCCCCUCUCUUAUGAGCUGAUCUGUUCAGAGAGUGAUUGAUUUCAGAACUGAGAGGGUUUCAAGUUGCAAAGAGAUGAACUUAGACAAUGACUGCAGCAUGUCAGUCAGUUGUGGCAAUGGGAAACUAAGACAGUGGCUGAUUGAUCAGGUUGACAACGCAAAGUACCCCGGGCUGGUGUGGGAGAAUGACGAAAAAUCGAUUUUCCGGAUCCCCUGGAAGCACGCGGGGAAACAGGACUAUAACAGGGAGGAGGACGCCGCGCUCUUCAAGGCGUGGGCUCUGUUCAAAGGGAAGUACAGGGAGGGUGUCGAUAAGCCGGACCCCCCGACGUGGAAGACGCGGCUACGAUGCGCGCUGAACAAAAGCAACGACUUCGAGGAGCUGGUGGACCGGAGCCAGCUGGACAUCUCUGACCCGUACAAGGUCUACAAGAUCAUCCCCGAGGGCGCAAAGAAAGGAGGGAAGCAGCUCAGCAUGGAGGAGGCUGCGCCACACAUGAACACCCUGGGCUACUCCAUGCACCCGCCUUAUCCUCCCCUGCAGACUCAGGUGCCCAACUACGUGCCUCACGAGCGCAGCUGGAGGGACUUCGCCGAGCAGCCCCCCCUCCCGGACCUGCAGUACGGCCAGUGCCCCUACCCCCCCCGGAGCCUGCCCUGGCAGGGCCCGGCCGUCGAGAACGGGUAUCAGAUAACCGGGUCCUUUUAUGCCUGUUCGCCCACCGACUCCCAGCCCCCGGCCUUCUCCCUGGACCCCAACAUGCGGUCGGCUGAGGCCCUGGCGUUGUCUGACUGCCGCCUGCACAUCUCCCUGUUCUACCACGAGAUGCUGGUGAAAGAGGUGACCACCAGCAGCCCGGACGGCUGCCGGAUCUCGUCCUGCCUGGAGGACAAGCCCUACGGCAGCAUGGACCCCGUGGUCUUCCCCUACCCGUACCCGCAGUCGCAGAGGAAAGGGGCGGAGAAGCUGCCCAACGCGCUGGAGCGUGGCGUGCUGCUGUGGAUGACCCAGGACGGCCUGUACGCCAAGCGGCUGUGUCAGAGCCGAAUCUUCUGGGAGGGGCCCCUGGCCCCAUACACCGACAAGCCCAACAAGCUGGAGAAGGAGCAGACCUGCAAGCUGUUCGACACGCAGCAGUUCCUCACUGAGCUCCAGGAGUGUGUGCACCAUGGCCGCCCCAUGCCCAGGUUCCAGGUGGUUCUGUGUUUCGGGGAUGAGUACCCCAGCCCCCAGCGGCCGAGGAAGAUGAUCACAGCCCAGGUGGAGCCCAUGUUCGCCAAACAGCUCCUGUACUUCACACAGCAGACCAGCAGCCACUUCAUCCGGAGCUACGACUACCCCGAGCAUGGCCUGUCCCCCACGGACGAGUACCAGAGAAUCAUCCACCACAGCAGCCUGCAGGAGUGAGCCGCCUGCCCACCGCCCUCAACCCCACGCCUAGCCCCAGCCCUGGGGGAUCCCCCUUACCCCCAGCCCCGGGCCAGUACCCCCAAACCCCCAGCCCUGAGGGGAUCUCCCUAAGGAGAGGAGCCUCAAUCCCACCACUGAAGCAAAGGUCCCCAGAAUGUGGGGAGAUACCUGGACUGAAACACGAGGCUCAAACCCUCACUGCACCCAGAGACUGCACUGCACCAACCUCACUGCAGCCAGAGACUGCACUGCACCAACUUCACUGCACAGAACGUAGAGUAGGAGUCUCAGUUCAUCACAUACUAUUUCUCUCCCUCUCUCACUGCCCCCCUCUCUCUCUCUCUGUCAAUUCAAGUCUCUCACUCAGUCUCCCUCCCUCCCUCCCUUUCCUAUCUGUCUCUUUCUCUACAAUUCUUCCAACCCUAAGGCAUUCAAAACUUGAAACCGCUACUGACGCUAUCAUAUUUGUACUAUAACGUCCUGAGUAAUUAUACCUUUAUAACUUACCUUUCAUGAGCAACCCACUGAAUAUGAGGGUGACAUGGCUCAGGCAGUGGGAGCAGUUUGAUCCCCCACCUGGGCUGUGUCGAAGUGUCCCCUAAGUGACACCUAACCCCCAAAUUCUCCUGACGAGCUGGUUGGUGCCUUGCAUGGCAGCCAAUCGCUGUCGGUGUGUGAGUGUGUGUAUGAAUGGGUGAAUGAGAAGCAUCGAUUGUACAGCGCUUUGGAUAAAGACCAUUUAACUAAAUAAUUUUUUUAACAAAAAUGGCAUAUUGGAAAAAUUCCAAUUUGGUUUUAGAUCUAACCAUAGUACGGAGACGGCUUUAAUUAAAGUAAGCAACGAUCUCAGUCUUAGUGCUGCUUCUGGCAAGAUCUCAGUCUUAGUGCUACUUCUGGCAAGAUUUCAGUUCUUAUUCUUCUGGACUUUUGAUACAGUUGACCAUAGCAUCCUAAUUCGCCGUUUGGUUGGCCUGACUGAAAAUGCUCUGAAAUGGUUUCGAACAUAUUUUUUAGAAAGAAAAUGUUAUGUUAGUCUAGGAGACUACGUGUCAGAGAAUUACAACAUGGCCUUUUGUGUUGCACAGGGAAGUUGUCUUGGCCCUCUUCUUUUUCCACUAUAGAUGUUGCCUUUGGGUGAUAUUAGAAAGCAUAACGUUAAAUUUCAUAGAUAUGCCGAAUGAUUCAAGUGCUCUAUGCUCCCUAACUACCUGUCUGUCUGCAAUCAGUCAAUGGCUGAAUAAUAUACCUUUUUAAUUAAAUGAGGAUAAGACAGAAAUUCUUCUGGUUGGCCCUAAAGAAAAUUAGGCUAGGAAAUCUAGCUUGUCAGAUUAAACCAGAAGUAAAUAGCCUUGGUGUAUUUUUAGACACCAACCUAAGUUUUAAAAAGCACAUAAACAAGGUGACUAAAGUAGCAUUUUUUUCAUAUAAGAAAUAUUGCCAAAGUGCGGCCAUUUUUAAUCCAACAUGAUGCAGAAAAGUUCAUUCAUGCUUUUAUUUCAAGUCGAUUAGAUUAUUGUAAUGCUCUUUUUACAGAUGAUUCAAAACUCUGCAGCCAGACUUUUAACGAAAACACGGAAGAGAGAGCAUAUCAGUCCUGUUCUAUCUGCACUACAUUGGCUCCCUGUCUCUUUAAAUAUCAAAGUUCUUUUACUUGUGUAUAAGGCCUUAAAUGAUUUAGCACCAUUUUAUAACCCAGUGUCUCUGCUGUUUUACAUCCCUUCGAGAACACUUAGGUCCACUGACGCAAGUCUUUAAAUUGUGCCUAAAGUGCCCCACAGAAAAAUGGAAGGAUCAGCUUUUGUGGAACAUUCUACCUAAAGAAAUCAGAGAUGUGGGCUCAGUGGAUCUUUUUAAACGGCGUUUGAAAACAUAUUUUUUACCUGCCUUUUAACUGUAAUUCGUAAUGCCUUUUGAUUUAACCAUUUGUAUUUGUAUUAUGUUACUGUUUUUAUGCUUUAUCAUUUCUUUUAUUAUUUGUGCUCUGUAAUCUGUCUACUGUGUCCUGCAUUUUUUUUUAUUUUAUUUUUUUAUUAUUGUCAAAGCAGUCUGAACUGCUUCCAUUGGAGGAAAAGUGCUUUAGAAAUAAAGUUUAUUAUUAUUAUUAUUAUUAUUAUUAUUAUUCGAAAGUUGCAGCGAAUUAACCACAAAUGAAAUUAAAUCUUCUAAAAUCUCCCCCCUGUGGCAGGUGUUUACAUUUGAAAGUAGAUUUGUUUUCGUCCUGAGAAGAGUGGUGAAAGAUGAUUUCGAUUAUUCAUGACGACUGAAUAAUCUUCAUGUGACGCUUGUGAAGACUGUUGCUAUCUUGAGAAGACUGCAGCUUGUGAAGACUGUAGCUAUUUCCAUUUGAAUGGUGCAUGCCUGGAUCACUGGACUGUUUUUUUUGCGUUUUCCCAGACGGUCGCUCGGUAACAGCUUCAGUCUUCUAGCUUUUAUUGUUAUGCACUCACGGCUCAUUACCAGCUACAGUCACACAAGUGCUUAUGGAAGUGUCGUUUUUCUUUCUCUCCCUGUCUCUUAACUAUCCUCUGUCUCUUUCACUCACACACUCCUUCUCUCUCCCUCUCUGUUUUCAGUGUGCUGUAGGAUAAAAAAAACAGUACACACCUCUUCCCUAUCUGCCGCUAAUCAGCGCCCCUUCUUUCAGCCGCCAGUCAGAGAAAGCUAUCAAAGAAGCCAAAUAUCUACAGGUCAAACGGGGUUCUGUCUUAUUUUUCCGUGUCUGUUAAAGUCUGUGCGUGAUUGUCUGUGAAUGUGACUGCUGUGGCCCUUUGUAAGGAAUUCUGUACAUAAACAAGUGGUGAAUCUCUGCCUCUCGCUGGCUACUACCAAGAUCCAAGACUGACAUUGCGAGUGCUUUCUUUUUUAAUAUGCGUAUGUAUGAAAAAGCAAUAACUUCUUGCCCUACCAACCAUGUAUUUUUCAUGAAUAAAUUUUACAAAAGAAAAA
Conger conger (European conger) is the source of this 4370-nucleotide messenger RNA. Its product is annotated as interferon regulatory factor 4-like. Gene Ontology annotation, molecular function: DNA-binding transcription factor activity, RNA polymerase II-specific; RNA polymerase II cis-regulatory region sequence-specific DNA binding; protein binding. Gene Ontology annotation, cellular component: nucleus. The record is from RefSeq and is a predicted model, not a curated record. Gene Ontology annotation, biological process: regulation of transcription by RNA polymerase II; immune system process. Lineage: Eukaryota; Metazoa; Chordata; Actinopteri; Anguilliformes; Congridae. The transcript has 9 exons. The coding region runs from base 87 to 1421 and encodes 444 amino acids.